Messenger RNA from Rhodofomes roseus, 1112 nucleotides. RefSeq names its product Alpha/Beta hydrolase protein. Lineage: Eukaryota; Fungi; Basidiomycota; Agaricomycetes; Polyporales; Fomitopsidaceae. Bases 144 to 1085 code for a protein of 313 amino acids. The record is from RefSeq and is a predicted model, not a curated record. The transcript is spliced from 4 exons.
GCCUACAGCGUGCUUGGCUGCAUGUGCAUGAUCACCAACAAGGGCUGCCGCGAGCGCUGAGACAAGGCUUUCCCUCGAGCAAGCAUCAUGGGAUUCCCUUCCAGUUCUUCCGCCACCACGACCACCGAUACUCUGACGCGAGCAUGGACAUCAUAAGGAAUUUUGAACCGACAGAGAUCCCACUCAUUCACCAGCCCAUUCGGGAUGCGUUUUUGCCGGAAUUGGAGAAACAUCGCGCGGAGAUCGAGAGCGUCAAGUCGGAGACGUUCAAGUAUGGUUCUACUGACAGACAUCAGCUAGAUGUCUAUUAUCCACCGGCAGACGCCAUCCCCUUGUCAGGCAAAGUGCCGGUCCUCUACUUCUUCUACGGCGGCGGGUUCUUCGAGGGCGAUCGCAGGCUUGCGACACCAUAUGAACUCGUGUACACUAACCUUGGCGCGUACUUCGCCAAGCGUGGAAAUCUGACCGUCAUCUCUGACUAUCGCCUCGUGCCAGGCGCGAAGUUCCCCGAGCCUGUCGAAGACGUGAGGGAUGCCAUUCAAUGGGUCGUGGCCAACGCAGACGAAGUCUUGUCUGGGACUGGCAUCCAAGCCGACUUCGACCACGUCUUCCUUAUGAGCCACUCCGCCGGAUCGACCCACACCUCGACCCUCCUCCUCCACCCUUCUGUGCUGCCGGCUGACCUGCGCCGACGCAUCCACGGCGUCAUCCUGAAGGGCGGCGUGUACAGCUUCGAGCGCGACGAGAGUAUGAGCCCCAAUGCCUCGCUGCUGCAGCUCUACGGCAGCUGGGAUGCGAUCGAGGCAAACAUGCCUGCAACACUUCUGCAGCGGGCGCCGGGGGAGCUGUUCGAGAACUUCCCGAAGGUCACCGUGUUGGUGAGCGAAAGGGAGCCCGAUGGGUUCAUCGAGAACAGCAAGAGCUUCGCGGCGGCGCUGGAGACGAGGCUGGGCAGGAGCAUACCGAUUGUGGUGAUGAAGGACCACAACCAUCUGAGUCCGCAUUGGGCGCUGGGGACGGGAGCGGGCGAGGAGUGGGCAGAGGAGGUCACGAAGUGGAUCAAGGACAACGCACCAUCCGCAUGAGCGUGUUGGAGGGUGAGCGAGUGAGAC